AUGGCAGGAAGGAAUCACACUGUUGUCACUCAGUUCAUUCUCCUGGGACUUUCUGACCUUCCAGAGAUACAGGCUUUAUUCUUCCUGGUGUUUCUAGCUACCUACGUGAUCACUCUGACUGGAAAUCUUCUCAUAUUCACCCUGACAUUGGCUGAUGCUGUCCUCCACACCCUCAUGUAUUUCUUCCUCAUAAACCUGUCCUUUCUGGAGAUCUGCUACACCUCGGUCACCCUGCCCAAGAUGCUGGCCAACCUCCUCUCGGAGGAUAAAACUAUCUCAUUCACUGGCUGUGCUGUGCAGAUGUAUUUCUUUCUAUUUCUAGGGGACACAGAAUGUUUUCUUUUGAGGGCGAUGACUUAUGACCGCUAUGUCGCUAUAUGCUACCCCUUACGCUAUAUGCACAUUAUGAACAAUAUCAGAUGCUCAGAGAUGGCUGCUGUGUCAUGGAUCAGUGGUCUCCUCACAUCCUUGGGACACACCUCAAUCAUAUUCAGCUUGCCUUUUUGUGGAUCCAAUGAAAUUUACCAUUUCUUCUGUGACAUCCCCCCAGUACUGAAGCUGGCCUGUGGGGUCACUUACAUGAAUGAAAUCACUGUCUUUAUGGUUGCCCUGCUAUUCAUAACAUUUCCCUUUGUGUUGAUUCUGGUCUCCUACCUUCUCAUCCUCCUGACCAUCCUGAAGAUGCCCUAG
This is a messenger RNA of Gopherus flavomarginatus (Mexican gopher tortoise), 690 nucleotides long. RefSeq names its product olfactory receptor 10A7-like. Lineage: Eukaryota; Metazoa; Chordata; Testudines; Testudinidae. Bases 1 to 690 code for a protein of 229 amino acids. Gene Ontology annotation, cellular component: membrane. The transcript has 2 exons. Gene Ontology annotation, molecular function: G protein-coupled receptor activity; olfactory receptor activity. Gene Ontology annotation, biological process: G protein-coupled receptor signaling pathway. The record is from RefSeq and is a predicted model, not a curated record.